ACAGCAGUCUCUGCCUAGCGGUUUAUGUUCUCUGUACUGCUGUUUCCGACUCCUGAUACAGUGAAACAGAAGCCAGGUAACUAACAGACCUGCAGGAAAAGCUGCUGCGCUGUUUCAAGAGUCAGAGAACAGAAAAGUAAAGCUUAUUGGGAAGCUGCUGAGUGAAAGGAACCGGCCGGCUUAACCUCCCCUUCUGCUCAGCCGGUCAGUAAGCUCAGCUGGCAAGCCCAGAGCACCCCAGGCAUGUUCUGGGCAGGAAAUAAAAUUGCUUUGGGUUUGUGAGUGUGGCUCCUCCCUGCUACGGGUGGCUCUGCCUCUGGGUUGGGGCAGCAUUUUAGCUAUAUCAUGGUGUGAGCACUAUUGGGCAGGGAGACUGCAGCGUUCAGUAAACUGACAGACCGGGUGCUGGUACCAGGAAGUUUCCAUAAACUGCAAGAUCCACGGCAACAGAUUAACCCAUGAGCAGUCUCCCUGGGACAGUUACCUACGCAGAUCUGCCUGGGAACCUCCCUAGCACACAGGGCAUUGUCUGUCACUGAUGGAGGACAAAGAUCAUAGCGAGACUAUGGGAAACAAGCAGCCAUAUUUUACCUUUGGGGUUAUAGCAGAUGUCCAAUAUGCCGACCGCCCGACUGCGCCCAAUUGCUGGGGGUCACUGCGAUAUUACCGAGACAGCCUCACCCACUUCCAUCAUGCGGUGGCAGAGUGGAGCUCCCAGGCUACUGUGCCUAAUUUUGUGCUACAACUUGGGGAUAUCAUCGACAGCUCCAACAAAAGACUGCAGGAGUCGGAAAACGCCCUAGAGAAGGUUUUACAAGUGACAGAAGGUAUGAAGGGCCGCUGGCACCAUGUCUGGGGCAACCACGAGCUCUACAACUUCAAACGCAGCUAUUUGGUACAAUCCAAGCUGAACACUCGCCCGAUGGAAGAUCCCAUCCCUGACAUAGAACGGGGGGAGGCCGCAGAUUACUAUGCCUAUCACUUCAGCCCGUACCCCAGAUUCCGCUUUGUUGUAAUAGACACUUAUGAUCUAAGUUCCCUGGGCAGGGACAUGAACCAUCCCAACUACCAAGCGUCCAUUGCCUUUGUGACCCAAAGCUGUUCUCCUGAGGAGCCUGGGGACAGCAAAGCCCGCAAGCAUGAGCGGCAAUUAGUGAACUUUAAUGGAGGAGUAGGCAAAGAGCAGCUGUCCUGGUUACACAAGAUCCUUACCUAUGCAGACGAGCAGGAGGAAAAGGUGGUCAUUGCUAGUCACGUGCCCAUUCAUCCUAAUGCCCAAGUUACCAACUGCCUGGCAUGGAAUUACAGCGAGAUCCUUGAUGUCCUCCAUCGCCAUUCCUGUGUCGUGUCCUAUAUCGCAGGUCACGAGCACCAUGGGGCCUACUGCCAGGACUCCCACGGGAUCCACCACAUAACAAUGGAGGGCGUUAUUGAGUCACCCCCAAACACUAAUGCCUUCGCCACAGUUCACAUGUACAAGAACAAGAUGGUGUUGCAUGGGAGAGGCAGAGUCAAAAGUAGGGAAAUGAGCUUUGUUCAGAAUGGACAAUGAAUUGUACCCAUCUAAAUAUAGAAGGAAUUUACGGUUAAUUUAUAAAAAAUUCCCCUUCUACUUCCUGCUUCCUACUUUCCC
This is a messenger RNA of Xenopus tropicalis (tropical clawed frog), 1633 nucleotides long. RefSeq names its product manganese-dependent ADP-ribose/CDP-alcohol diphosphatase gene2 (gene adprm.2). NCBI's taxonomy places the organism in Eukaryota, Metazoa, Chordata, Amphibia, Anura, Pipidae. The coding region runs from base 539 to 1552 and encodes 337 amino acids. Gene Ontology annotation, molecular function: CDP-glycerol diphosphatase activity; hydrolase activity. The record is from RefSeq and is a predicted model, not a curated record. The transcript has 4 exons.